AUGUCGCAGCCGAGCACACAAAAGACGUUCGGGAAGUCGACCCGGGAGGUCCCUCACCCUUCCCAGAAGGCCCAGAAGUGGUAUCCCGCCGACGAUGAUUCUAAGCCCAAGACUACCCGCAAGGCCCUCCGCCCCUGGGCACCGCGAAAGUCUCUACAGCCCGGUACCGUGCUCAUCCUCCUGGCCGGCCGCUUCCGAGGCAAGCGAGUCGUUCUCCUGAAGACCCUCGAGGAGGGCGUUCUCCUCGUUACUGGCCCCUUCAAGAUCAACGGUGUCCCCCUACGACGAGUCAACUCGCGAUACGUCAUCGCCACCUCCUACAAGAUCGACCUCGCCGGUUUAGAGCAGGCUAAGAUCGAUGAGGUCGCACAAGCCCAGUACUUCGCCCGGGACAAGGUAAAGGACAAGGCCAACGAGGACGCCUUCUUCAAGCAGGGCGAGAAGCCACAGAAGAAGGAGAUUAGCAGCAGCCGAGCAGCGGACCAGAAGACCAUUGACAAGGCCCUGAUCGCCAACAUCAAGAAGGUGGACCUGCUCGCCAGCUACCUUGCCAGUUCUUUCAGCCUCCGAAAGGGCGACAAGCCCCACGAGAUGCAGUGGUAG
Molecule: messenger RNA, 603 nt
Organism: Daldinia childiae
Lineage: Eukaryota; Fungi; Ascomycota; Sordariomycetes; Xylariales; Hypoxylaceae
Product: 60S ribosomal protein L6-B
Exons: 3
Coding region: 1-603 (200 amino acids)
Biological process (GO): cytoplasmic translation; ribosomal large subunit assembly
Cellular component (GO): ribosome; cytosolic large ribosomal subunit
Molecular function (GO): RNA binding; structural constituent of ribosome
Source: RefSeq, a predicted model, not a curated record